Messenger RNA from Plectropomus leopardus (leopard coralgrouper), 459 nucleotides. NCBI's taxonomy places the organism in Eukaryota, Metazoa, Chordata, Actinopteri, Perciformes, Serranidae. The record is from RefSeq and is a predicted model, not a curated record.
CCUGCAGCUGAUGUAUUCUCGCGGCUCAUUGGUCGAUCUGCUCAUCAAAUCAAACGUCAGUCGUUACGCAGAGUUCAAGAACGUCACCAGGAUCCUCACCUAUCGCCAUGGAAACGUGGAACAGGUCCCCUGCAGCAGAGCCGAUGUCUUUGCGAGUCGUCAGCUGUCUGUGGUAGAAAAAAGGAAGCUGAUGCGUUUCCUCACUUCCUGUGUGGAGGAGACAGAAGAGCAACAAGCCUACAAUGGUCGGCCAUAUUUGGAGUACCUGCAUGACCAGCAGCUCGGUGACAACCUGCAGCACUUCCUGCUCCACUCCAUUGCCAUGGUAACAGAGGACACGCCCACUGAGGAGGGCCUCGCGUCCACGCGUCACUUCCUGCGCUGCCUGGGUCGUUAUGGAAACACGCCCUUCCUGUUUCCUGUCUACGGCCUUGGAGAGAUACCCCAGUGUUUCUGUAG